CCGCGCCGCCCUCUCCCGGGUCGGGGGUCCCGCCGGGAGGGGGCGUCGAGCCGUGGGGAGGAGGCCGCGGCGCCGGCACAGAGGCGAGGGCGCCGGCUCCCCCCGGCCGCUGCGCUGCGCUGCGGCGCGCAGGGGCUCCGCCGGCUGCUAUUCCGGCUGGCGGCGGUCGCCGCAGGAAGGGCCGGUUCCUGCGCUCCCCCGCCCCUUCCCUCGCCUUCUGACGCCGACGUCGGACCAGGGAGCCGGAGGGACGCUCCGACCACCGCCGCGAGGCUCCUGGGGGCCGGGGCUCCGAGGUUAUAAUAUAACUUAUCCUCUCAUGCUUUUUCCCUGUCCCUUCUCCCCAAAUCAUCAACAGUAGAAAAAGAAGAAAACAUGUCAGGACACAAGUGCAGUUAUUCCUGGGACUUACAGGAUCGAUAUGCUCAAGAUAAGUCCGUUGUAAAUAAGAUGCAACAGAAGUAUUGGGAAACGAAGCAAGCCUUUAUUAAAGCCACAGGGAAGAAAGAAGACGAACAUGUUGUUGCUUCUGAUGCAGACCUGGACGCCAAGCUGGAGCUGUUCCACUCAAUUCAGAGAACCUGUUUGGACUUGUCUAAAGCGAUUUUACUUUAUCAAAAGAGGAUAUGUUUCUUGUCUCAAGAAGAAAAUGAAUUGGGAAAAUUUCUCCGAUCCCAAGGCUUCCAAGACAAAACCAGAGCAGGGAAAAUGAUGCAAGCAACAGGAAAGGCCCUCUGCUUUUCUUCCCAGCAAAGGUUGUCCUUGCGAAAUCCUUUAUGUCGAUUUCACCAAGAAGUGGAGACUUUUAGGCAUCGAGCCAUUUCAGAUACCUGGCUGACCGUGAACCGCAUGGAACAGUGUCGGACAGAAUACAGAGGAGCGUUAUUAUGGAUGAAGGACGUGUCUCAGGAGCUUGAUCCAGACCUCUACAAGCAAAUGGAGAAGUUCAGGAAGGUGCAAUCACAAGUGCGCCUUGCAAAAAAAAACUUUGACAAAUUGAAGAUGGAUGUGUGUCAAAAAGUGGAUCUUCUUGGAGCAAGCAGAUGCAAUCUCUUAUCUCACAUGCUAGCAACAUACCAGACUACUCUGCUUCAUUUUUGGGAGAAAACUUCUCACACAAUGGCAGCCAUCCAUGAGAGCUUCAAAGGUUACCAGCCAUAUGAAUUCACUACAUUAAAGAGCUUACAAGACCCUAUGAAAAAGCUAGUUGAGAAAGAAGAAAAGAAGAAGGUCACCCAGCUGGAAAGCACAGACACAGCUGCACGGGAGCCGAGUCAGUUAAUUUCAUUAGAGGAUGAAAACCAGCGCAAGGAACCUUCUAGUUCUAAAACUGAAGAUGGAAAAGGUGUUUCAUCAGCCUUAGACAAAAGCUCUACACGUGGUGCACACUCAGGACCUAUAGAUGAACUAUUAGACAUGAAACCUGAGGCAGGUGCUUGCCUGGGCCCAGUGGCCGGGGCCCUGGAACCCGAAGGUGCUGACAAAGAUGACCUGCUGCUGUUGAGUGAGAUCUUCAAUGCUUCCUCUCUGGAAGAGGGCGAGUUCAGCAAAGAGUGGGCUGCCGUGUUUGGAGACGGCCAGCUGAAGGAGCCAGCACCGACAGCGGCCCCAGGAGAGCUGGACCCCAAGCCUCACACGGGCUCAGGCUUCCUUCCUUCACAACUGUUAGACCAAAAUAUGAAAGACUUACAGGCCUCCCUACCAGGCUGGUCAGAGAGCAAGGUCAAUCCUCCUCCUACUCCAUGGCCAGCAUCAAAGACAACCAGUCCAAAUGAAAACAGCUCUGCAGUAAAAGACCCUGCAAAGGCUGCCUCAGACCUGACUGCCUGGUUCAGCCUCUUCGCUGACCUCGACCCACUAUCAAAUCCUGAUGCUAUUGGGAAAACUGAUAAAGAACAUGAAUUGCUCAACGCAUGAGUCUGCAGCCUUUGGGAGGCAGCCCACUAGCUGCUCCUCAGCCGCUGACCUGGGGGCCAGCAGAAAUAUAAAGUGAUCAGUAUGCUGUUUUAAUAUUUAUGUGCCAUUUUAAUAAAAUGAAGGGGUCAAAGGCCCUAUUUAUAUUGGUA
Molecule: messenger RNA, 2066 nt
Organism: Nycticebus coucang (slow loris)
Lineage: Eukaryota; Metazoa; Chordata; Mammalia; Primates; Lorisidae
Gene: ICA1
Product: islet cell autoantigen 1
Exons: 15
Coding region: 376-1917 (513 amino acids)
Biological process (GO): regulation of transport
Cellular component (GO): Golgi apparatus
Molecular function (GO): protein domain specific binding
Source: RefSeq, a predicted model, not a curated record